UUUGAGUCGGACCAAAGUGGACCAAAACGAACCAAAUGCCCUAUUGACUCGAUCUUUGAUCAUAAGAUAUAUUUCACUAUUGAGUCGUGGUUCCCCUAAAUUUGGCAUGAUUUGGUUCGGAGUUAGCACUCAUUAAUGUAUAUUUAUGACUUAAUCACUAAUCAUAAAAAUUAUUAUUUUACUAACCACACUCAAUAUUGUGUGACUCGUAUGAUUAACCACAAUAUUUAAGAAUUUCAUCCACAAACUACAAAUCAAACUUCCACCCUAAUUCCAGCCAUAGCUCCUUUGAGACGAAACUAUUCACCUAAGGGUAAAAACUAAAAAGUUAAAACAAACCAAGAGUGACAGAAUAUUCUACAGAGUAUACAGACUAAUGUAUUAGGAGACAAGAAACGGCGUCGUCUAAGAGCAUGUUCGAGAAUCGCGAUUCGGUGGCCCGAGUUCCAAAGGCGCGAGUCGUCACCGGCAGACCGCUGACGGAAUGUCACAAAUUCCGGACAAAGCAAAGGCGAAAAACAGAACGAGGCCAGGCGGGGGGAAAACCGCGAAAAUGUCCGACCGUUUCUUUCCCAAUCAAUUCCCGGACUACGUACCACCAUCAGAAGCAGCUGUGGCGGGAGAAGAAGCUUCCUUUUCCAGAGGGGAGGACUCCAUCACCAUGCUGCUCUCUCUUCCGCACCCAGCCCUCUCUGAAAGACUCAAGCGAUCAGCCUUAGACCUCAAAGAUUCUUUAGUGAGGGAAACUUGGGAAUUGAGUGGAAGGCGUGUCAAAGAUCACACUUUGUACACGGGUGUGUUAGGGACUGCUUACCUACUGUUUAAGGCUUACCAAGCUACCAACAACUCCAAUGAUCUUAAGUUAUGCUCUCAGAUUAUUGAGGCCUGUGACUCUGCCUCUGCUGAUUCAAGCCGUGUGACAUUUAUAUGUGGGCGAGCUGGUGUUUGUGCUCUUGGUGCUGUCACUGCAAAACAUGCUGGUGAUGAGAGGCUGUUGAACCAUUACCUUACACAGUUCAAACAGAUCAGACUUCCUACUGAUUUGCCAUACGAGCUACUGUAUGGGAGAGCUGGCUACUUGUGGGCAUGUUCAUUUAUAAACCGGCAUAUCGGUGGAGAAACAAUAUCUGCCAGCCGCAUGAGGGCAGUUGUCGAUGAGAUCAUUAUGGGCGGGAGAAGAAUGGCUCAAAAGCGGUGUCCUUUGAUGUAUGAGUGGCAUGGAAAGAAGUACUGGGGUGCUGCCCAUGGGGUGGCUGGGAUCAUGCACGUGCUAAUGGAUAUGCAACUGAAACAAGAUGAAAUAGAGGAUGUCAAGUCCACACUACGUUACAUGAUCAUGAAUCGUUUCCCCAGUGGUAACUACCCGUCGAGUCAAGGAAGUAACUCUGACCGUCUCGUACAUUGGUGUCAUGGUGCCCCUGGAGUUGCCCUUACCUUUGUCAAGGCAGCUGAGGUGUUUGGGGACCAGGAGUUUGUGCAAGCUGCAAUCGAUGCAGGGGAGGUUGUUUGGAGUCGAGGUCUGCUUAAGAGAGUUGGUAUAUGCCAUGGAAUCAGUGGGAACACCUACGUCUUCCUUUCACUGUACCGAUUAACCGGGGAUCAAAAGUAUCUACAUCGAGCAAAGGCUUUUCUGUGCUUUCUAUAUGACAGAGGUCAGAGACUGAUAUCAGAGGGCAAGAUGCACGGAGGUGAUCGUCCAUAUUCGCUCUUUGAGGGCAUUGGUGGAAUGGCUCACCUGUUUCUGGACGCGGUUGACCCAUCUCAAGCUAAGUUCCCUGCUUAUGAACUCUGAAGUGUGCUGUAAUGUGAUGCCAUGUUAUGAAAGGACUUAGCAUAUAGCAGCCGUAUGUAUAUACCGAGACCAAUGAAAGCUUUUGUCCUGU
This is a messenger RNA of Linum trigynum, 1883 nucleotides long. Lineage: Eukaryota; Viridiplantae; Streptophyta; Magnoliopsida; Malpighiales; Linaceae. The record is from the annotation of a GenBank genome assembly.